Molecule: messenger RNA, 1713 nt
Organism: Phycomyces blakesleeanus NRRL 1555(-)
Lineage: Eukaryota; Fungi; Mucoromycota; Mucoromycetes; Mucorales; Phycomycetaceae
Exons: 3
Coding region: 1-1713 (570 amino acids)
Molecular function (GO): protein binding
Source: RefSeq, a predicted model, not a curated record
AUGUCAAUAACAAAACUUUCCACUGAAAUAUUUCUUCGAAUUACGGGUUUUCUGUCAAAGAAAGACAUUGAUUCUGUAAAUCUUUCUUGCAAAGAUUUAAAUGGAUAUCUUGAAGAAACCACUUGGAAAAAAAUUGCUUUGAACGAUAUUUCCCUGCGUGUAAAUGAAUUCCCUCCAACCGUUUACCAGGCUCUUUUAUACCAGUAUGGAUAUCUCACAAAAGAAUUAUAUCUGAAAACCAAAGGUCCUGAUGAUAAUUGGUCAAUUCAAUCCCUUCAGUACAUUUUCCCGAAUCUGCAAUGUCUCCGCCUAUAUGGAUCAUGCCUGCCUACUUGCGAUAACAGUACCAAAUUAGAAUGUACCAACUGGAAAUAUUUAGUCGAGUUUGAUUGCAGUGUGUCUUCUAGUUGCAAAAAUGAUCCAUACACCUACGAAGACUUGGUUAAAAUUUUUCCUUUUGUGCAUCGUAUUGAGAAAUUGCGUAUAUACCGUACCCGAAAUAGGGUGUUCCAUGAGCACACCUUGGACUUUAUGCAGACCAUUCAUGAUAACUUUAAACGCUUGAAAACAUUACAGACGGACCUCAAGCUUGUCCCUUUUGAAACAGACGAUUUGCAACGAAUUACAAAAGUUGACCCGUCAGAUGAGUUGACCUGUUUCGUUUUACAGGCUAACUUUCUAAAAAUGCAAUGGCUAGGAUAUUUUACUAGAAAGUAUCCGAAUAUACGCAUACUUGAAUUUAAAGAUGUAUUUUAUAAGGCUAUGAAGCCAGAAAAUGUACCAAGUCAACUGGUCUUGGAACCCAUCAAAUUUCAAGGAAUCGAACACCCGUUUUCUCACUUGGAGCAAAUAACCAUAUCUUCAGCGGCUAUAAGCCUUAAAUUUACUGUCACACUUUGGAAAUCCAUUGAACGCCUUGAUAUUCCUCUCAAGCACAUAUACCAUCCUGCUCUUGUUGACCUUCAAAUUGAAAAUUCAAUAUUACCGAUCCAUCUUGAUGUUGUUCUGAACUUCUGUCCGUCACUUAAGAAACUACGACUUGUAGAUUCGGAUAUAUCUAUCGGGGCAGAAACAUUAGAAAAACCAACGAUGCAUGGACUUCAGAUCGUCGAAAUCAAGGGAUUCUUUGUGUCAAAAAGUGUUUUCGAAUACGUAUCUUACAAUUGUAGAAGCCUAGAUUAUAUGAACAUGAAAUGCCCAUUUCUACAUAGGCCUAUAUCCGAACGAUCACGGAUCAUAAAUAUCGACAUGUCCUUCUCGAACCUUAAGGCACUCUAUGUCUGUGUGAAAAGGCUUAUUCCACCGAAUGAGAAUCACGACGGUUCCAAGGAGUCAGACGAGGACGCACAUGGGGAUUCAAAUGUGCCUUUGACUUUAGCUCCUCACGAAAAAGUACAAAACAACAAAAGCAGGACGUUUAUUUACGCAACUAUGAGUCAUCAAGACAAAAUACUUAAGCUAGAUACGUCGUAUCUAACCCAGGAAGAGAUCGAAGAAUUUGAAUAUCAUCUCCACAGCUAUACAAUCAAUGAUGGUUUAUCUCAUAAAGGAAUGGAUAAACUUAUCGACCGAGUAUUCAUCGAUAGAAAUACUACCUAUCCCCUCAGAUACAUUCACAUAAGGUGCCGAAAUAUAGCUGAUUUCUUUCUGGAGGAUAUAGAUGGAUUAAUUGGGUUUGGCUCUUCUUGGGAUAAACUGUAUAAAUCUAUCUAG